ACCGUCACACUGCAUGUAGAUGGUACAUGGUUGAACGUCAUUCCAUAUUUUGUAUCAUUAUUCGCGCUAAUACGUGUUCUUGUUGAAACACUCGACGAGAGCGUCUUGCAGUUUUACAACUACAGUGAAGAAGACAUAAGGUUGAAUAUCGAAAAUCUCCGUUGGUAAUAACUUUGCCGUUAUAGCUUUAACAGUAACAAGUGAGAUAUUGCGUGGAUGAGAGAUCUCAACAAAAAUCGCCACACCGCAGAAGAUGAGUGCUUAUACAUCACUGAGACCCAAGGAGUCGAACCCGGAAGAGAGACUAAGCGUGAUAAAGCAAGGAUGUGUCAGUGUAGGAUUCAUGGUAGUCUGUUAUGUGACCGGAUAUUACGUCAUGCCAUUUCCGGUUCCAGCUCUCUCUACACCCAUUGCACGUUUGCUUUACACGCUGCAGUGGCAGGUGGUUCCUGCGUAUCUUCUGUUUGCAGGAAUUGCAACUGUUGCUUUGACGAGAUUCUUUACACCCGCCAUUAAUCCCUUAAACUCUGGCAACGAUCACAUUGUCACGGUGCAUGUUCGAUACGUUCACAACACUUUGGAGCAGUUUGUGUUGAGUGCAGUUGGGCAGCUCAUGAUCUCAAUGUACCUUGACGAUCGGCAGAUGAAAGUGAUACCGGUUCUUGUCUUUCUAUUUGUGGUAGGAAGAAUUACGUUUUGGAUUGGAUACACUCGCUCCUAUAUCCAGCGUCUGUUUGGAAUGAUCCUGACUGUAGUUCCAACCAUGUUGCUUUAUGUUGUUCUGCUUCAUUAUUUCUUUAUGUACGGCCCAAUGAGCAUGCUGUGGAGAUAGAACACAACACAUUGCAAACGAAGUCACACACAAAAACAGUGUCAAAAUAACAAGAAACGACCGGAAACAACAACAGACGACAGAAUACAGUCGAACUGCUUCAUCGCAACUUCAACGAGAACACAUUCAAGGGCGCCACAGGACUGCACAAUAAAACAGCCAUAGGUCGUCGCAAGCAGUCAAAGGAAACAUACCACCAAAGGCACAACCAUCAUUGAAAACUGUCGAAGUUUACUAUUAAUGAGACAGGGGUAGGCGCAAAUAUGCCAAGGGCACUACAACAAACACGUCAGAAAGACAAGUAUUACAACAGCGCGACAGUCAAAGAUAACAACAGAAAGGGGUGCAUCAGGCAGUCAGGGAUAACAACAGCAAGGGGUGCAUCAGGCAGUCAGGGAUAACAACAGAAAGGGGUGCAUCAGGCAGUCAGGGAUAACAACAGCAAGGGGUGCAACAGACAGUCAAGGAUAACAACAGAAAGGGGUGCAUCAGGCAGUCAGGGAUAACAACAGGCAAGGGGAACAACUGACAGUCAAGGAAAACAACAGAAAGUGGUGCAUCAGGCAGUCAAGGAAAACAACAUGAAAGGUGGGCAACAUACAGUAAAGGUUAACAGUAGGUAAGGUGACAGUCAAAGAUACCAGUAGGGAGGGUGGGCAACUGACAGUCAAAGAUACCAAUAGGGAGGGUGGGCAACUGACUGUGAAGGUUCAUAACACAGGGCGUAAUCACUUUGCCUAAACAGAACAGAAUCACCAGUGUUUUGUUUUCAAAACAGUGUGUCGACAAUGGCUGCACUGUGUGUCAGCUACGCAUGCAUGUAUACACUGGCUUAACACUUAACUCAUCAGGUAUCUGUCUCGAUGGAUUUCUUUGUCAGUUGCUAGGAAGAGAGUGCACGCUGAUAAUGAUGUGAAUUCUUGUGAAGCAGUCCCUUUCUGACAGACUCACUGAGUAUAUAUAACUACACUGCAGGUUGUUGUUUGUACUUAGACGUGCGUUCUAUUAAUGUAACAUUUUAUACAUGAAAGCAUUAAAAGGAUGAUAUAACUUUU
Haliotis rubra (blacklip abalone) is the source of this 1887-nucleotide messenger RNA. RefSeq names its product transmembrane protein 79-like. The coding region runs from base 254 to 832 and encodes 192 amino acids. NCBI's taxonomy places the organism in Eukaryota, Metazoa, Mollusca, Gastropoda, Lepetellida, Haliotidae. Gene Ontology annotation, biological process: regulated exocytosis. Gene Ontology annotation, cellular component: lysosomal membrane; trans-Golgi network membrane. The transcript has a single exon. The record is from RefSeq and is a predicted model, not a curated record.